AUGCACUACAGUAAGACAUAUCACUUUCAUUCACACUCCCACCAAGUCCCCCGCUGACAGCCACCGAUCUGAUUAGUUCGUUUCCUGAAAACGCCCAAAGUCUCCGUUGAUCGUGGCACCGUCCUCCUCAAGGCUGUGCUCACCGUCACAACCGACCUCGGCGAGACCUUCUACCUACAAGACGUGGACUUGGUUGUUACACUCAGAGAUGUGGCCGAAGAUGGUGAGGUAUAUAUACGCAAGAGGGUACCUUGGCGGGCAGGCCAACGUUCCGUCGACGUGUCUUUUGACCUGUCCCGGCAAGACAUCGAAUGGCCGGCUUGCAUGCAUGUCGGCGUGAAGAACGCAAGAGCAAAUGGAUUUCUGCCUGCCAUUGCAGAUGUGUGGAGUGGCACACUGGAUCCCGUCAAGGGCCAAUUCGAAUCUGGCUGGAGGGUGGAGAGGAGGUUCGCGUCGCUGGCAGAAAGACCUCUCUGCUUGCUCGAAGACGCCGGUGACAGCAUUGCCAGACAUCUCUGGGAUGGCAGCCAAGCCCUGGCUCAACACAUAGACCAGGUCAUCUCCCUGGAAAACCCACAGACGCUACCUCUACUGGAAUACGUCCUCAUAUCUGCGACGUAUCGCCGCAUUAACGUCCUCGAACUGGGUGCUGGUUGUGGGACCGUGGGCAUAAGCAUAGCUCAGUCAAUUCCAGACUGUGACGCCCUCCUCACUGAUCUCCCGGAAGUCGAGGAGCUCAUAGAAGCGAACAUCGCUCGGAUGCGACCCGCCAUGUCCUCUCGCGCUCGUUUCCAAGCACUCGACUGGCUCGCUCCUCUGCCAGCAAAACUUGAAGAUCGCAAGAACGACCUCAUUGUUGUAUCAGAGUGCACAUACAAUACAGACACACUCGAGCCUCUGGUCGGAAUCCUGGUUUCUCUCAUCAACCGUUCGCCGAAAGCGAUCAUCGUAGUGUCGACGAAGACACGGCAUGACAGCGAAGCUGCCUUUUUCGACCUGAUGCGAAAUGCGGGCCUUGUCGAAGAAGGCACGAUGCGAUUGCCGCUGCCUGGUGAACCCGGCUCGGGCUACGCAGAUUGGGCGACGGAUGUGGGAUUGCACGUUUUCCGCGCGAAGGAACAUCGGUUGAGUUUGAGCCCGGCUAACAGCGAGGGGGAAGUUCCCAGGGUGAAGCCGGGCAGGAGGAGUAAGUCGAGGUAA
Messenger RNA from Lecanosticta acicola, 1200 nucleotides. NCBI's taxonomy places the organism in Eukaryota, Fungi, Ascomycota, Dothideomycetes, Mycosphaerellales, Mycosphaerellaceae. The record is from the annotation of a GenBank genome assembly.